Penicillium antarcticum is the source of this 606-nucleotide messenger RNA. RefSeq names its product CENP-X/MHF2 family protein. Gene Ontology annotation, cellular component: FANCM-MHF complex; Fanconi anaemia nuclear complex. Gene Ontology annotation, biological process: DNA repair; resolution of meiotic recombination intermediates; kinetochore assembly. The transcript is spliced from 2 exons. NCBI's taxonomy places the organism in Eukaryota, Fungi, Ascomycota, Eurotiomycetes, Eurotiales, Aspergillaceae. The coding region runs from base 1 to 606 and encodes 201 amino acids. The record is from RefSeq and is a predicted model, not a curated record.
AUGGCCGCUGAAUCUCAGCCAGCACAAAAGCGCCCACGCCUCCCUUUCAAACCUCCCAGUCGCACAGCUGCCACUGCGGGGCCAUCAUCCGCGCCUAAGACCAAAGGCAAAGCCAAACAAACUAGCACGAAAGCACCCACAUCCACCUCAAAAGCAUACAAAGGCAAAUCUACAGCUGCUGAAAAACGUCCCCGUGCCGAAUCUCCCCAAUCCGAUGCAGCCUCACAAUCCGGUUCAGAGUCUGGAUCUGAUGAAUCGAGCAAAAGUCGCUCGCGCUCCGUCUCUCAGGAACCGGAUUACAUUCUCGCUGAAAUUACACAUUCAAAUCCGGUGGAAGAUGUAACUUCUAGUGAACCGACGAUACCUUCUAAAUUGCUCACACGGCUGUUACAUCAACAUUUCCAAAACGAGAAAACGAAGGUUGCCAAAGAUGCCAAUGGCGUCGUGGCGAAAUACGUUGAUGUCUUUGUGCGGGAGGCUAUCGCUCGAGCUGCAUAUGAGAGGGCAGAGACGGAUGGAAAUUCUGGCGGCAGACGUGUUGGGGACGGUUUCCUUGAGGUCGAAGACCUGGAGAAGAUGGCACCACAACUUACGAUGGAUUUCUAG